Verruconis gallopava is the source of this 1715-nucleotide messenger RNA. RefSeq lists its product as uncharacterized. NCBI's taxonomy places the organism in Eukaryota, Fungi, Ascomycota, Dothideomycetes, Venturiales, Sympoventuriaceae. Bases 180 to 1484 code for a protein of 434 amino acids. The transcript is spliced from 3 exons. The record is from RefSeq and is a predicted model, not a curated record.
UUAAGUUACCAACGCUCGGUAGUUGAUUACUUAACUGCACCGAAUCGAAGAUUCAAUGAAAGUUGGUUAAGCUUUUGCAACUGCUCACCAACUAGCAGCCUAAAACGCAAGCCUUGUAACGCUAGGAAGUCGGCUACAUACUUCCUCUAUAAGCCUGCCAGGACUUGAGAACACGCGAAAUGCCUUAUAAUCAGAGAGAAAAUAGUACACCUGGCACCAUUCUCGCGAAGAAUUUUGACGAGGUCAACGGAAAUGACACCCAGUCCUUCGAAAUUCAGGCUCGAGAAAACAUCAAGGUCAUAGCCAGCACACAAGAUGUCCAAAGAGUUCAACCAUACGGUAUUCCACGUGAAUCACGAAAUGUGCAAAACAACUUUUCUGGAGACGGUAACGGCCCAGGAAGAAGCAAAAGGAAGAGCUACAGCAGAUUUAAGAAGUCUGACGUCAACCGUCCUCCGCCGCCACUCGCUCAACCAAACGAGCACACGACCGAGAAUUAUCAUAUCAAAAUGUAUACAUGCAAGCCUGGUAGAGAUAAGAGCGAUUGUGAAAAGGACAGCAAGUCUCAUGAGCGCAGACCAGUUCGUGCUGAUAAUCCCAUCACUCCACAUCGCAGCAACCGUCAUUUGUUGUCAUGCAAUGAAAUUCAUGGACCUCGCAAUCAAACCCAAGACAGAUCGGUACAAUUUCAUAACGGCAACGAUUUUACUACUCGCGUUACUGAGAAACAAGCUGAACAUCAGCAGCCUUUCCAGAUGAGUGAAGCUGGUAUUUCUGCACAGCAGAACUUGCCCGACCAUUUCUUUCCUCAUGAUUUGAAUUGCUCAAAUAGUGUAUCUGGCACCUGCCACCCUCAUUUGAUGGGACAAAAUCAAACACAAUCCGCAGGGUCUCAGAAGAUAGACGUGGUGCCCCCAGCACCCUCUAUUUGUGGCAUUGGCGAACGAGUAGUGAUCACUAUGCCACAUUGUGCGCAGAAAUUAACUCCAUUUGAUCAGCACCGGCCGCUUCCAUAUGCUAUGGUCUAUGACACCCAACCACGGCCUCCUCCUCCUCCUCCAAAUAUCACACAUCUACCUCAGAAGCUGCCACCAGCUGUCACCACGUCACCACAAGGUGUGAUGUCACGGUCGAAACCUCAAGCAGUGCACGAUACCUCUUCAGCUGGAUCUGGCAAGAAGAAAUUUCCUGCUAUCACAAAAGCUCUAGCAUCUAAUUCCAAGGGUACCAUAAAGAGCGAAUUAUGGGAGGUUCCGUCAGUAGAAGACCCUAGGCCUGCACAUGUGCGUUUUAACAGCAUCCUUCAUACUGUUGUGUCGCAGCUCGAAUAUCUGAUGCUUCGAGUUGAACCACAAGCGAAAUCAGAACACACCAUUGAGCUAGCCGAGAUAUUAUACCAUCUCAAAAUUGCUGGAAAUUUGUGCCAGGAGGCCCAAGUUGUUGCAAGAAUGCUCGGUGACAAUGCAACAAAGCUUAACGGAUGACUUAAUACAAUGAGUUGCGGUCAUCUCGGGCAUCAGACAUCAGUUGAGUGUCGCAAUGGAGAGUUCUUGGUUGAGAAAGGUCCUCAUCUUCGAAGCUAUAGCAUGUCUCCUAGACACAAACAGCUCGGCGGAGGCAUGGAUAUUAUUCGCAAACAUACCUAAGGACAAUAAUGCAUCUGUUACAGGCCCGCCGCACAACCAGAACCUCAUAAUAAUAGAUUCUCACCAAAA